Orycteropus afer afer is the source of this 2184-nucleotide messenger RNA. It is a transcript of the gene RFX2, whose product is annotated as regulatory factor X2. Gene Ontology annotation, biological process: regulation of transcription by RNA polymerase II. Gene Ontology annotation, cellular component: nucleus. The record is from RefSeq and is a predicted model, not a curated record. The coding region runs from base 1 to 2184 and encodes 727 amino acids. Lineage: Eukaryota; Metazoa; Chordata; Mammalia; Tubulidentata; Orycteropodidae. The transcript has 17 exons. Gene Ontology annotation, molecular function: RNA polymerase II cis-regulatory region sequence-specific DNA binding; DNA-binding transcription factor activity, RNA polymerase II-specific.
AUGCAGAAUUCAGAGAGUGGAUCCGAGUCACCAGCAUCUGUGACUUUGCGUCCGUCGGUGGCAACCCCGGCAUCCGGGGCCCAGCCCGUGCCCGCCUCACCACAGCGGGUGUUGGUCCAGGCAGCGGGCUCCACACCCAAAGGGGCCCAGAUGCAGCCGAUCUCCCUCCCCAGGCUACAGCAGGUGCCACAGCAGGUCCAGCCCGUGCAGCAUGUCUACCCGGCUCAGGUGCAGUACGUGGAAGGGGGUGACACCGUCUACACCAACGGAGCCAUACGGACGGCCUAUGCCUACAACCCUGACCCCCAGAUGUACGCCCCCAGCAGCGCCGCAUCGUACUUCGAGGCGCCAGGCGGUGCCCAGGUGACUGUGGCAGCCUCGUCCCCACCAGCAGUCCACUCCCACAGCAUGGUGGGCAUCGCCAUGGAUGUCACGGGGACCCCCAUCAUCUCCAGCACGGGCGCCUACCUCAUCCAUGGGGGGAUGGAGAGUGCCAGGCACACCCUGGCCCACACGUCCCGGUCAUCGCCAGCCACGCUUGAAAUGGCGAUUGGAAACCUCCACAAAAGUGAAGGCAUUACCUCACACAAAAGCGGUUUACUCAACAGCCAUCUCCAGUGGCUGCUGGACAACUACGAAACCGCCGAGGGCGUGAGCCUGCCCAGAAGCUCCCUGUACAGCCACUACCUGCGCCACUGCCAGGAGCACAAGCUGGACCCCGUGAACGCUGCCUCCUUCGGGAAGCUCAUCCGCUCCGUGUUCAUGGGCCUGAGGACGCGGCGCCUGGGAACCAGGGGCAACUCCAAGUACCAUUACUACGGGAUCCGCCUGAAGCCAGACUCGCCGCUGAACCGGCUGCAGGAGGACACGCAGUACAUGGCCAUGCGCCAGCAGCCCGUGCACCAGAAGCCCAGGUACCGGCCAGCCCAGAAGACGGACAGCCUUGGGGACAGUGGCUCCAACAGCAGCCUACACAGUACUCCGGAGCAGUCCAUGGCGGCCCAGAGCCAGCACCACCAGCAGUACAUAGAUGUCUCCCACGUCUUCCCAGAGUUCCCGGCCCUGGAUCUGGGCGGCAUGCUACUGCAAGGAGACCUUACACUACGUGACGUCAAGGCCCUGCAGCUGGCCUACAGGCGGCACUGCGAGGCCACGCUGGACGUCGUCAUGAACCUGCAGUUCCACUUCGUUGAGAAGCUCUGGUUUUCCUUCUGGAACUCAAAAGCCACCUCCGGCGACAGCCCCUCCUCCAUACCUGCCAGCGAUGAAGAACCCGAGGGGGUCAUCCUCCCGAAGGACAAGCUCGUUGCCCUGUGCAAAUACGACCCCAUCCUGAAGUGGAUGCGGAGCUGUGACCACAUCCUGUACCAGGCGCUGGUGGAGACACUCAUCCCCGACGUGCUGCGGCCCGUGCCCAGUACCUUGACACAGGCCAUCCGUAAUUUUGCCAAGAGCUUAGAAGGCUGGUUGACAAACGCCAUGAGUGACUUUCCCCAGCAAGUCAUCCAGACGAAGGUCGGCGUGGUCAGUGCCUUCGCCCAGACUCUGCGCAGAUACACGUCACUCAACCACCUCGCGCAGGCGGCCCGGGCCGUGCUACAGAACACGUCGCAGAUAAACCAGAUGCUCAGCGACCUCAACCGUGUGGACUUUGCCAACGUGCAGGAGCAAGCCUCGUGGGUGUGCCAGUGUGAAGAGAGCGUGGUGCAGCAGCUGGAGCAGGAUUUCAAGCUGACGCUGCAGCAGCAGAGCUCCCUGGACCAGUGGGCCAGCUGGCUGGACAACGUGGUCACCCAGGUGCUGAAGCAGCACGCCGGCAGCCCCAGCUUCCCCAAGGCCGCCCGGCAGUUCCUGCUGAAGUGGUCCUUCUACAGCUCCAUGGUGAUCCGGGACCUGACCCUGCGCAGCGCCGCCAGCUUCGGUUCCUUCCACCUGAUCCGCCUGCUCUACGACGAGUACAUGUUCUACCUGGUCGAGCACCGCGUCGCAGAGGCCACGGGAGAGACGCCCAUCGCGGUCAUGGGAGAGUUCAACGACCUUGCCUCACUGUCACUGGCGCUGCUCGACAAAGAUGACAUUGGCGAUGACCGGGGAGGUGAGCCCCACGUGGACACUCACAGCCUGGGCGAGCCCCUGGUGAAGCGUGAGCGCAGCGACCCCAACCAUGCCCUCCAGGGCAUCUAG